Culex quinquefasciatus (southern house mosquito) is the source of this 7271-nucleotide messenger RNA. It is a transcript of the gene IRSp53, whose product is annotated as zinc finger CCCH domain-containing protein 13. Gene Ontology annotation, molecular function: protein binding. NCBI's taxonomy places the organism in Eukaryota, Metazoa, Arthropoda, Insecta, Diptera, Culicidae. The transcript is spliced from 12 exons. Gene Ontology annotation, biological process: actin crosslink formation; actin filament bundle assembly; positive regulation of actin filament polymerization. Gene Ontology annotation, cellular component: nucleoplasm; cytosol. The coding region runs from base 2064 to 5606 and encodes 1180 amino acids. The record is from RefSeq and is a predicted model, not a curated record.
UUCACGUGUAACGGUUGUGUGUUGAUGCGCAGCUGCGGGCCGUAAAGGCGUUUGUUGUUGAGUGGAAAGUUGUUGUCGUUGUGCCGGUUCUUCUGGGGAAGCUGUUCGCGCGCUGAUUCGAGAUUUUUGUUGUCGUUGAAGCUUUUUGGAGCUCUCUGUGGGGACGCGAAGGGUGUUGUGGCGCGCGCUGUCCAGGUUGUGGCGGCGGGUGUAAAUUUUUGUGUGUUCGGUGGACAUCCGAGUCGCGAAGAAGUGAAAGAGAGAGAGAGAGGGAGAAAGGUGUGUGUGUAGUACAACUGGGGCCUGUCCGCGCCCAAAAACAUCCCAGGAAGAUUUCACUCGCGGAGGUCUCCAAAGUGUUUGGUGGUUGUUGUUGUGGUGUUGCGUCCUAGAAAGAGUUCAACAGGUUAUCCGCGCACAGCAGUCUUGAGGAUUACUACAGCCGAGAAGGGAAUCACUGGCGGUGACCGGACCGUCAAGCGAGUUUCAGCAAAGCUUAAGAACAAUCGCCAGCGUCCAGUCGAGAAAAGAUCCACGUCCGCGGAUGUUCUGAAACAGUUGAGCAAACUUUCUUAACGAAGUGUAUUCUUGUUCCGGAAACGUCACGUCACUUCCGCUGCUACCGAGGGGGGGAAAAAAAGCAGAAAGAAAAAGGAUUUUCCGCUGCCGGCAAGCGAACAAUCAAAUACGAAUAAAUCUGCUGGUGGGUUUGGAGAAAGUGGUGAGCGGAAUUGCACUUUUUUAUCGCUAGAUUUUUUUUUCUGCUGCAAAGUUUCAGCGAAACUAAAAUUGCAAAGUGAACCAGACGUUGAGGAAGAAAUUAAAACUAAAUAAAAGCGAAAUAAAAAGAAUAUAAGGAACGGCCGUCUGAAGUGUGCCUGUUGGAAGUCAAGUGUCGGUUGGAGAAGAAAAAAAAAGUGGAAACUAGCCGGGGUUCUGUUUGAAGGUGAAGUGUAUUGAAUUAAGUUUUGCGAUUUAUUGGAAGAUCCUGAGAAGGGAGAAAAAAUCGUUGAAAUUUUUACACCGAGCUCAACUUACAGCACACAAGUGAAAACUCUCCCUUUUGGCUCGGCCAUAAUCGAUAGCCCAUGUGCAGUGGAAAGUGACAGGUGACACUCACGUCAGCAAUAGUCAGUUGCAGCAGCGAGUCAAACGCGCCGUGGCUUAGACGGAGACCUCCCGGAGACGGUAGCUCUAGAGUCGUGAUGUUAAAGUGAAGGUAUGAAUGAACUAUUGAUCUUAUUAGAAGUAUUGAUUAUCCUUACCCCAGCUGACAUCUUAAAGAUUUGCAACACAACUGAUAAGAUUUCGCUGAACCCACAACGACACACCCACUCAUUUCGCACGACGGGAGAACUCACCUUUUCGCAGCACGCAGCAUAAAUCUUUAGCAUGAGUUCCUACCGGCGCUCGGCAGUGCUCGACGGGACCACAAAUGCCAGCGGUACAAGUGUCAUAAUUUACCACCAACACAACGGCACCGACAAUCACAUUGUCUAGCACGGAGAAAACAACAAGAAGAAGCAGCAAAAUAUCAGCCAUAGUGAGAGUGAUUUGCGCGGUUUUUUUUUCUUAAGCUGUAAAUAGUUUGUACAAAAGUGAAGAAACAAAAACAACAGCCCGGGUGUACAUAAUCCGUUUUAGUCGCACUUGCUGGACCAGAAGCAGCCCCGUUUGGUUGAUGUUGAUUGAAGCCCGUGAACACACGACAAAGUUUCAAUCCGCCGCUAGUACUACCGUGUAGAAUCCGAUCCGGGAGAAAUUCACGGGAAAAAAGUUACCACUAGUCGAAUCAGAGUUGCAAAAGUUUUAUGCAACCCUGCAACCCCGGGGAAAAAGAGUAAAGUGAAGCUGAGUGAAAAAUUAAUGAGUAAAGUUGUGUGAUUUGUGCUAGCCAAAGUGCAACGAAAGGGAAAAAUUGUUGCAAACGUGUUGCAAGGUUACGAAAAAUCGAGCUUGAUAGAGUUUACAACUCGAGUACGGAGUUGUUUGACAAGGAAAAGUUGAAGCGACAAAGGUUUAACGAUAAACAAGUUGUUGUAAUCAGAUAAAAAGGAUUCACAAUGGAGACCGAGGAAAUCAUCAAACUGGUCGACGGAAUUUAUAAGAAUAUCCUCGAGAAGUUCAACCCCGGAGCGCGACAGCUGAUCAGCGCCGGCAAAGCGUACCUGAAGGCACUCCAUGGAGCGUCGGCGGCUUCCAACCUGUUCAACGAGGCCCUGGCCAAGAUUGCGGUCAACGCGCAGCAAGGCGGCACCAUUGAUAUCGGUUCCGCCCUGAUGAACAUCGUCGGAGUCUACAAAGAGAUCCAGGACCAGCACAUGAACAUUCUUAAAGCGUUCUACGUGGACCUGCUGGUGCCGCUGGAGACAAACCUGGAGAAGGACACCAAGGUGGUGCAGUUCGAGCAGAAGAAGUUUCUGCAGCAGCACAAGCUUCGCUCGGACGGUUACAGCAAGGCGGCGACCACGAUGAAGAAGUACCGCAAGAAGAACUCCAAGAGUUCGGCCAAGGACGCCGAGAAGGAGAUCAAGAGCAUCCAGACGUUCGAGGAGGAGAAGCACAAGCUGGACCAGUUCUGCGAGUACAGCUUGAAGAACGCGAUGACGCAGGAGCGGCGCCGGUACGGGUUUGUGCUGGAGCGGCAGUGCUCGCUGGCGAAACACUGGAUGGCGUACCACCACUCGGGACAUCUGAUCAUCGAAAAGUCACUGGAAAACUGGAACGACGUUGCCGCUACGAGGGAAUUUUUGCCACCGAACGUUGAGAACAUGUUUAUUACUAAGCAGCUGAAGGAUAUGGAAGACGAUGACGACGAUGCGCAGUCGAUUGCGUCGCAACUCCGCAAGACCCGGUCGAUCGACGCUUCCUGUCUGGACAUGCGAUCGCUGGGCGAUGUGGUGAACAGUUCGAUGAUGCAGAUGCCCCGUGCCAAGUCGGAGUUUAACCUGAACAACAGCAGUGCCACCAGCGUUAGCACCCUCGUCGGGGUUGGCGUCCCGGGAGGACACAUGAUGAGUGCCACGCUGAAGAGCUCGGACACUAGCCAGUGGGAACGCCCGACGGUUAAGGCCUUGUACGCGUACUUGUCAUCCGGGGAGAAUCAGUUGAGCUUCCUGGAAGGCGACCGGAUCGCGCUGGUUGGGGAUCGUGCCAAGGGUUGGCAGUUUGGUGAGAACCUGCGAACGCAGAAGUUUGGCUGGUUCCCGAUUGCGUACGCCGAGAAUGAACGUGAUAACGACAAAGAGAGCAUCAGCGAAUGGGUCAAAGCGCCGCCCAGUGAGAUCGAAGUCGACAACACGCCCGACUCGUCGCUCGAGUCCACCCUGGUAGACGACAGCCUGUCCAAAAGUGCCAACUCGUACCCCCCGGAGGAGGUCUCCCCGACGCGCAUGUUCGGCGACACCAUCCAGUACCGCCAGUCCAAGCAGUUCCGCCGACUGUCGCGCGGAGAAAAGCCACCCAAGCCGGGCCCACCACCACAGCUCCCGGCCCCCGUCCCCACCCCGGUCGUGCCAAACUACAGCAAGCCCCAGGGCAUCCCCCAGUCCAACAGCUUCUCCUCGUCCGGCGGAGCGCCGAUGGUCGAGAAGCGCAAGACUCCGUCCGCUACGAUCAACUUUAACAAGCCGCAGUCGGCCAGCAAGCCGUCGAAAGCGUCCCGCAACGGAAUCGCCAGUGCCUCGCUGCACAGCAGCAACGACAGCGGCUUCUCGAACGAGCCGCAGCCCCAGCCGGAGGUGGAGAUGUACUCGGACGAGGAAACCGUCAAUCGGGUGCCGAUAAGGUCGUCCCGCUCGGAGAAGAACCUCUCGUCGCCGCGCUCCAACGAACGUGACUUGAGCGACCAUCGGUACCGUUACAACAGCCGCGGCGGCGGCGGCGGCGAUCCGUCCAUGAUGCCCGACGACGACGACGACAUCUACGGCACGAUCGUUCCACCGCGCCGUCAGCACAUGCGCCAGGCGAACAGCUUCGGCAACAUCGCAGACAGCAACGCGGGAACGCUGGAGUACGGGUACCGGUCGCGGACGCGAAUGUCCGAGGGUCACCCGAACGGUGGUCCGAAUCAGAGCGACUCGCAGAAGAUCAAGCGCACCAAGUCGUUCUGGAAGUUCUCCAAGUCGCAGGAUCAUAUUCUGGAGGGGAUGGCCAUGUGGAAGCACAACGACAUCAUUCCUACCGGUCGGGAGAAGCGCGAAAUGGAGAAGAAGGAGGCGACGCUGAAGCGGAACAUGCGCAAGAAGGAGCAGAUCGAGAAGCAGAAGCAGAAGGAGAUGAUCGCGGUGAAGGAGGCGGAGGAAGCGGCUGCUCGGAAGAAGGAGCAGCAGAUGAGACAGAUGGGUGCGAUGGAGAGCGGAACGCUGAUGAGGAAUCGGGAGAGGGAGCGAGAGCGGGAUCACGACAGGGCUGAGCGGGAGCACCGCGAGAGACCGCACAGCAUUGCGAUGAUGCCGGAGCAGGAAAAGUUUCCGAUCACCAAGUCGGACAUUGACAAGCGGAUUUCCAAGCUGGACGAGAUGCAGCAGCAGCAGCAACAGCAGAAGAAGGUUAGUCAGCCGAGGCAGGAACGCCAGGAACGGAUGGAGAGACAAGAUCGCCAGGAUAGACACGAGCGACAGGAUCGGCAGGAGCGUCAGGAGCGGCACGAGCGACAAGACAGACAAGAUCGAGCGGAGCGAAUGGACAGACACGAUCGCCAGGACAGGCAAGACCGUCAUGAGCGUGAUCGCCGCCACGAAGAGUCCGACCGCAAGCCGUCCAAGUCAAGCAAGCAGCAGCAACAGGAUAGCAACAACAACCGAAACAGCUACGUCAACAGGUUGGAGCAGGAGGAGCAAAUCUACGGAGAGUCGAUGCAACAGCAGGUGAAGGGCAAGGACAAGUACCGUACCAGCGAGCGGGAAAGCAGCAAGAACCGGAACAACGAUGCGCUGAACAAGUACUACCAGGAUCAGCACUUUGACGACUUUGCGAUCAUCCCGAGCGACUCGAUCAUGAUCCAGGACACGAGCUUCUACGACGACGAUGGCAUGAUGGACGACGACAUGAUGCUGAUGAAGACGGUACGCCGAAAGGAGAUCCUCAAGCAGUACUACUCCAGCGGUACCGACACCGAGCGCAACUCGUCCAGCUCCGACGCGUAUGACUGCAUCGUGGUGGACGAUCACCUUGUUUCCGCCGCCGACAUGAUGAUGAGGAAAAAUCGAGGAGACAAGAGCCGCUCCGAAGCUCGCAAGUCCAACGGCGAGUCCUCCAACAACCGCAUGGAAAACACCCCCAAGCAAGAGGAAAAAAUGACCUUCUCGACGUUCCGUGGCACCGCCGUCGACGACGACGAAGCCAUGAUGAUGCUCGAGGACGAAAUGAUGGACGAACCGCCGCGGGAUAGCCGUCGCUCGAAGCUGUCCAAAGCGAACAGCACCGGCGCGAUGCACAUGGACAAGUACGAGUCGGAGCAGGAGUCGCGCAUCAGCGCCAAGGUGACCAACAACGGCAACCAGAAGCGCAAGUCAACCAAGUCGACGGCAUCGGACGGGAAGGCGUACGGGCCGUGGUACGACCUGUGGGGCGCCGAGGGGUCCACGAUGCAGAGUCAGAAGUAGGGAUGAUCAGCACCCACGUACACCAUCAUCGACACCAUAAAACCCCGUCCCCUAAGGUUAGUCAAUCUUUAUCGCUGGCGUAAAGAUUGAGUUUAAUCAGCUUGCAAUAGUAUUUCCAGGAGCUUUUCUACAACAGUCGCGUUACGGAUCCGUUUGAGCGCUAGGUUGCGUGGAAGAGCUGAAUUAAAGUUUUGGUAAAAAGCCACAAAUUCUUUGUUUUGAAGUCAAUUUAAUUAAAAACCAUCGAUCAACUCUCACUAUAGCCAUCUAGGUGUGAACGCCACGUUGCAAUCGGCAGUGGUGAAUAUAAACAUUCCGUGGUGAGUUUCCAAUCGUUCAAAUUGACCGUUGAAUUGUUGAUCAAAGUUAUUCAAAGAAAUUUAUUUAUUUUCAAAGAAAUCUUAUGACUUUUAAGCAAAACUUUAAUUUGACUUUCAAACGCAACUGAGUGUAAAUGUAAUUCAUAGAAGGACACGAAGCAGUAACACUAAAGUGUCGACACAGACAAGAGACACACACACAUCAGAGACAAGUUAAACAGCCGGAAGCAAUCGAAUCGGUGACCCUGCAGAAAAGUGCAAACCAGCAACUCCAACCCAACUCAACAACCCUGACAACCCCGAUAUGAACUUUAAUGCGCUCAAUUUUUACACAACAUUUAGGUUAGGUUUAUUGUGUAUGAUUCUCUUUUUAAGUUUUCUAGCUAUAAGCGACUAAACCUUAUUGUUACAAUCACCGUUGAGUUUGUUUUUAGAGACUUUAUUUACACCUCUUUUGUUUGCCCUUUACACUUAAACUCCAUUUUUGAAAAGGAUCGAUUCCGAAUCGACUAGCGAAGUUUGGUGCUCACAUACUGUUUUUGAAGAAAAAAGAGUAGAUUCUAGUUUUACUAUUGUUACGGAAAUUAUCAACCAUUAUAAAGUUUAGGCAAAUUAUGACUUCUUUUCGGUUGCGGACUUCUAUUGUUAACUCUUUACUUCUCAUCAUUUUGAUUUUAUCUUUCCCACUUUAGGCUUAAGUUACAACUCAUGUUAGUCAAUAUCUGUAACGCCUUUCGAACGGGUAGCCCCCCAAAAAAUCGUAUGAACGCCGUAUUCUAGUUUUACCAUUACCAACAUAAGUGAGAAACCACUAGCGUAAGAGCAGAGUAUUUUUGAGUAUUAUUUUCUAGGGACAGAAACUUUACUUUUAAACCACGUGAGGAUGGAACCUGUUAUAAACACGAACUAAUGUGCCAAUAAAGAAGAGAGAAUCGAACGCAUUGUCGAAACGCCUACGGGUAGGCAACCGUGUAUCGCGAGCUUACCAACACCACUUAACACCAACUUACCACCCGGACACAAGAGGAAGAGAUUUCACGUUUUGAGUUUCGUUUUGUAUUUUUUCGUUUAACGCGAGAAGGUAAAAUCGUUGGUUUACAGUUAUAGUUUAGCGGUUAAGAAAGUUUAGGUUAAGAAAAAGUUAGCAUAGUUUUAACCCAUUACAGUUUAUCAUUUUGUUGCUUUGUAAAUUUGAGUGUUUUUCUUUUCAUUCUUUGUUUUACAGUAGAUUUAAGAUUUCUCUACAGAGUUGAUUUGUUUCUACCACAUAAUUUAUGUAUGAUUUGUACAACGAAUAUUGAUUGUAAUUAACCGAUAUUGGAAAUAAAGUUAUUUUACCCCCAAA